Messenger RNA from Oncorhynchus nerka (sockeye salmon), 5886 nucleotides. RefSeq names its product rho GTPase-activating protein 40-like. The transcript has 14 exons. Lineage: Eukaryota; Metazoa; Chordata; Actinopteri; Salmoniformes; Salmonidae. Gene Ontology annotation, biological process: regulation of actin filament polymerization; signal transduction; regulation of small GTPase mediated signal transduction. The coding region runs from base 1492 to 3855 and encodes 787 amino acids. The record is from RefSeq and is a predicted model, not a curated record. Gene Ontology annotation, cellular component: cytoplasm. Gene Ontology annotation, molecular function: GTPase activator activity.
AGUUGUUUUAUGUGUUCUAUAACAGUUGUUUUAUGUGUUCUAUAACAGUUGUUUUAUGUGUUCUAUAACAGUUGUUUUAUUGUUUUAUUUGUUUCUAUUUAUAACAGUUGUUUUGACUGUUGUCGAUCUGUGAGCCUGUUCUGAUAUCAAGGGAUUAUGUGUUUAUUUCCACAUUGUUUUAAGGAGCUUUUUAAACAGGUCACAGAAAUGGGCAAUACCGGUCAGUCACCCUGCCCUGUAGAGGCCUCGGCUGGACCGAGUAGAUGGUUUUAUCAAUGGUCAUUGACUAGGCUAUCAAGAGGAGAAGUAGGACCAUUUCCACCUCACUAUAACUGAUUGCAAACUAAACUACAGGAAACUACAGUAGAAACUGUGAAAUAAAACUACAGGAAACUACAGUAGAAACGGUGAACAAAACUACAGGAAACUACAGUAGAAACGGUGAACAAAAGUACAGGAAACUACAGUAGAAACUGUGAAAUAAAACUACAGGAAACUACAGUAGAAACUGUGUUACAAAACUACAGGAAACUACAGUAGAAACGGUGAACAAAACUACAGGAAACUACAGUACAAACUGUGUUACAAAACUACAGGAAACUACAGUGCAAACUGUGUUACAAAACUACAGGAAACUACAGUACAAACUGUGAAAGGAAAUCACAAAGAGACAUUGUGAGAGGAAACCAGACUAGCUGUUUUGGUAUUUGGACCCAAGUCAAAGCUAACAGAACAUGGAUAUUAAGGCACUUCAGACUGUCAUUUCAUCGUCUGAAACGCUCUACACAUGAACAGCAGACUGGAACGACUGGCACAAUUAUUAGUCAAGGGAUGUAACUCUGAAUUUUUUAUAUUUUUUAUUUUAUUUCACCUUUAUUUAUUUAACCAGGUAAGCUAGUUGAGAACACCUUUAUUUAACCAGGUAAGCUAGUUGAGAACACCUUUAUUUAACCAGGUAAGCUAGUUGAGAACAUCUUUAUUUAACCAGGUAAGCUAGUUGAGAACAAGUUCUCAUUUACAACUGCGACCUGCAAAGCAGUUCGACACAUACAACAACACAGAGUUACACAUGGAAUAAACAAACAUACAGUCAAUAACACAAUAGAAAAAGUCUAUAUACAGCGUGUGCAAAUGAGGUAGGACAAGGGAUGUAAAGGCAAUAAAUAGGCCAUGGUGGCGGAGUAAUUACAAUAGAGCAAUUAAACACUUGAAUGGUAGAUGUGCAGAAGAUGAAUGUGCAAGUAGAGAUACUGGGAUACUGAAUCCUUAGAUUAUUAGGAAAUGAGGUUAUAACAUUUUGUAUGGAACUUGUCAAGGCGUUCAUUAUGUCAACAGUGUGUUGAAUAUUAUGCAAUCACAAUCAAUGGAUUAUUUUAAUCUCAUUUAGAUUAUUUUUUUUAAACCGGGAGAAAUUUGGGUGGAAACAGCGCCACAGUGACAUCUACUGGCCACACACAUUAUCACGUCCCCGGGCCAGUAUUAUUGAGAACAAUGGAAACUGGAGUCUUUGUGUCCAUCCAGUCCACGCUCUCCCUCAGCCUCCCUCAGGCCCUGCCUCCUUCCCUCCCUCCCUCCCUCCCUGCAUCCCUCCUCCAGCUUUUGUCUCUCCAUCUCUGUGGAAUCUGGAUCCCUCGUCUCUCUAUUAUUCUCCCGUCUCCGUUUAUCUUGGAUGUUUUGUUGUUUCUUCCUGUCUAUCUGGUUGUCAGGAGCCCCAGUUCCUCCGAGAUGAACAGUGAGCCCUGGGCCAGGCCAAGAUACCAGGACCAAGCUGCAGCUGAACAUUGUACAGCAUCCCACCAGGAACAACAACAGCACCCUGACAAACUGUGUCUGGACUCCUUCUGGAGCGAGGUGGAGGCCAUACGUAGUCAGGGAAACGGAUACACUGACCUUGACACUGACAGCGCCAGACGAGACUCCAGACACUCUGAAGAGGGGGAGCAGGAGGAGCGGUGGCUGCAGGAUGCAGGUCUCUCCACUCUGAUCAGGCAGCAGAAACCAGACAGAGACAGGGACACUGGGGACCAGGAUGUUGACCAGGCCAUACUGCUGUCCACUCUGACCCGUACGCAGGCCGCUGCCGUCCAGAGGAGACUGGACUCCUACACACUGUCCCUGAGGAAGAGGAGCAAACACCCGCCACGUGACGUCAGGGACGUCUUCAGCUCAUCACCCUCCUCUUUUGCUCAGACACCUCUACCGGAGUGUCAAGACUCUGAGCCUACAGAGCCUAAAUCAUCUCUACCAGAGUGUCAAGACUCUGAGCCUACAGAGCCUAAAUCACCUCUACCGGACGACAGUAUGGAGACCAUCAACAAGACACCACUACAAGAGGUCAGCUUGGACCAGCAGAAGAAGCAUGGAGGUGCCCCUAAAGAGGAGAUUUUCAUCACAGACGUCGCCUACUGCGAACAGGCGGCCAUCUUGUUAAAACAGGCUAAGCUGCCUCAGAUAAAGAACAGCUGCAAGAGGAAGGAGGACGGCACACUUCCUAGGGUGAUCUGCCCCCAGUGUCGUCUGGGUGUAACUCGUAUCCAGGACUUGUCCAACCAGGACAUGAAAAAGGUACGUCAGCUGGCCCUGAUCGACAUGACAGCGCUCUGUGACCUGCUGGAGCUCGAUGUCAAACGACACAAGACCUGCAAGAGGAAGAUCCCAGAGGGUGCCCUGUUUGGGGUUCCACUGGCCACCCUGUUGGAGAAUGACCAGAAAGUCAAACCCACUGCUACCACUCCUCUCAUCCUGCAAGCGCUGCUGUGGUUCCUGGAGAAGAGGGGAGUUGACUCAGAGGGUAUUCUGCGGGUUUCAGGCUCUCAGUCCAGAAUCAAGAAGCUGCAGCAGGACCUGGAACAGAACUUCUACUCUGGAGGGUUCAUCUGGGACGAGGUCAGUCCUAACGAUGUUGCUGCCCUGUUGAAGAAGUUUAUCAGAGAACUACCAUCUCCACUUCUCACCGCGGAGCACCUCAACACCUUCAGUGCUACCAGGGACAUCCCUGAGCUGAAACAGAAGCUACACGUUCUGAACCUCCUCAUCCUCCUACUGCCUGAACCCAACAGGAACACACUCAAGGCUCUGUUGGAGUUUCUUUCCAAGGUCGUCUCCAGAGAGAGGAGGAACCGUAUGAACCUGUGGGCCGUGUCCACCAUCAUGGCCCCCAACCUGUUCCUGUUCCUCCACAAGGCCGUACCCACCCGCCUCACUGACAGAGGGCCAGGGGAGGAGAAAGGACAUGCUGAGAAGGCCCCCAACCUGUUACUCCACAAGGCCGCACCCUCUCGCCUCACUGACGGGGGGCCAGGGGAAGAGAAAGGACAUGCUGAGAAGGCUGCUGACAUCAUGAGGCUACUCAUACGCUACCAGGACCUGCUCUGGACCAUCCCUAACUUCCUGAUGAGCCAGGUGCGUAAGCUGAAUGAGAACAGUAACCGAAGGUACCAGUUCUACGAUCGCCGCAUCAAGAACCUGCUGAGGAAAAUUCACCAGGACCGCAAGGAUAAACCUGACAAGAACUCCUCCGAGCCUUGUCGUACAGUAAAGAUCCAGGUGGGUGAACUGAUGAGCAGCACCAUGGAGGUCAAGGUCAACAUAAACUCCAGAGCAUCAGACCUACUGGCUCAGUUCCACAGGCACCUCCACAGCUCUGACAAUACCAAGGGCCUGCUCAAGAGGAACGGUUUGGUAAAUGAUUUGGGAUCCUACCUGGACUGUGCCAUGUAUGAAGUGGGAGGAAAUAUUGGUGAGCACUGCUUGGACCCAGAGACCCAUCUCCUGGACCUGUACAACAACAACCCCAGUGGAGAGUGGGUCAUCAAACACAAACCGCUGACCACCAGUAAGGGACUGCAGAUAUAAGACAGUCGCAGGAGGAGGGAGAGACCAGCAGGGGGCUCCAAGAGCCAGCCAGAGGAGGAGGGAGACCAGGUGGAGUGGAGGAGAAGAGGAUGCUGCCACCACAAACCACCUCAAGGCUGAGCCCUCUCUCUGCCCAUUGCGGGGGAGACCAGACUAGGAGAAGUAAAGCAGCUACUGCGGAAAAACACCCCACCUCCAGACUUCAGGUGGAGGAGUGGCUGAGCUUGUGUCUCAGGCUGCUUCCUGGCUUGUCAGCUAAGCUCUCAGGCUCUCAGCCAAUCACUUCCCAGCAUCCGCAGAAGCCCAGCUGGGAAUCUGAUGCAGCUGCCUCCGAGUCUCUCUUUCUUUCUCUCCCACUCUCUCUCCAUUCCUUCUACUCAUGCCGUUUGAUCACAAAGUAAUAAGAGAGGCACAUGCACAGUAUAUCUCUUUUCCUUGUUUGUCUAUUUCUUUAAUGUCACACAGAGGGAAAGUCAGGUACUCUGAUGAACUGAUGUAAGGGACAGGGACUCUUAGGUCCCUGUCCCUGAUGGCUCUUGGCCUCUGAUGGCUCUAUAAGAGGCCCUAAACACAGGGGACAGAGGGCAUAGUUCUCUCUAAGGGAUCAAAGGUCAACCUCUAAGACAUGAUUAUAGUACCCCCUAAAGGGAACUGUUGUUUGAGACAGUGAAGCUGGACUUCAACCUUCCUGUUUUGUUUUUUUGUUUUUGAAGGAUUUUAUGAAGUAUUGAAUGUAUUGACUAUUUAUAAUUGAUUGGAUGUAUCUGUAUAUGUAUGUAGUCAUUAAUGUUCUCCUUGGAAAUUGUUCAAUAGGUGUUUCUGAUCGUAACAUAACAGUCAUGUAAGCUCAUCCAAUCUUUUCAGACAGUCUUCUUAUUCUUGUAAAUGUUUUGAUCAGUUGUACUUUGCUGCGGUUCUGCGUAUUUAUUCUCUCGUCCUAUUACCCAUGUGUCAUCACUUCUUCAGAGUACACUUCUAUAUGAAAUCUAUGAAUAGUGUUUACACGUUUUGAGGAAGCUUGGACAUUGCACCAUCACAUCAAUAUAAAGUAUACACAUGUUCUACAUGACAACCAUGAAUGUACACACCUACAACCUACCAUGAAUGUACACAUCUACAACCUACCAUGAUGUAACACAUCUACAACCUACCAUGAAUGUACACAUCUACAACCUACCAUGAUGUAACACAUCUACAACCUACCAUGAAUUUACACAUCUACAACCUACCAUGAAUUUACACAUCUACAACCUACCAUGAAUUUACACAUCUACAACCUAUCAUGAAUUUACACAUCUACAACCUACCAUGAAUUUACACAUCUACAACCUACCAUGAAUUUGCACAUCUACAACCUACCAUGAAUUUACACAUCUACAACCUACCAUGAAUUUACACAUCUACAACCUACCAUGUAUGUUACUCUUCUGAUGACACUCAGACAUUACAGAUGCAACCAACAACACAUGUAUUUACACAUCUACAACCUACCAUGAAUUUACACAUCUACAACCUACCAUGAAUUUACACAUCUACAACCUACCAUGAAUGUAUGUUUAGCUACCAGUCUCCUCAGAAGUGACAACAAGAAUGUAACAAACUGCAUAGAUCUCAUCUCAGUCACAGCAGUCAUUGGUUCAGUCAUUGUUCAGUACAGAGUCAGAGCCACAGCCUUCUGUUCUAUUGUGCUGCCAUUUUAGGAGAGAGAACCGAGCAGCAGUGUAAUGACAGCCAGCAUCCAUCACACAGUGUAAUUCCCUGUCUGUCACACGACCUACUGAUGCAUCGUCACGGUGUAUUGGUUCAUGUAUUGGUUCAUGCAUUGGUUCAUGUAUUGGUUCAUGUAUUGCAGGGGUGUCAAACUCAUUUCGCAUCGUGGGCCACAUACGGCCUAGGGAGAUGUCAAGUGGGCCGGACCAUUAAAAUUAUACCAUACUCUGCAGAUCAGAAGCUUUAACUGUGAAAGGUGAGCGAAAAACUGAAAAUUCUGUCUCAAGUUCACCAAAUACCUGAAAACGUUUCUCAAACUCC